AUGAUCGAUUAUCUUAGAAGAGAAGAGUAUAUUGAACCUGGAUGUAAGUUUAAAUUAUAGUUAGCCGAUAAAAUUAUUAUAGGGAAUAGAAUACAUAGGAAGAUAUUUGAGAAAAUUAAGAUGCAUCCAUUAGAAUAACAAUGUUUAAAAAAUUUUAAACUAAUUUUAUCUUAAAUGCCUCCCUUGCGUUUACCAAAAUAGUAAAUAAUUAUAUUUAAUAUUAUACUAGUUGGCAGGAUUCUGACUAUUUAAGGGUUUUGGCUUUCCAUGAUUAUGAUAUUGUUAAAUCUGCCUAGGUUGAAAAAUUAGAUUAUAUGUUAGGGAUUAGUAGUACAUCUAAGUUGGAUACAUAAAAUUGAUUUAUCAAUUAGACCAAAUGAAUUACUUGUAAAUCUCAUUUACAUUAAAUAGCUUAAUGGAGUUUUGUACGUAAAUGGAUUUGAUAGAGUCUUUAGACCAGUAAUAAUUAUUAAUUUACAAAAAGCAUUAGAAGUAUUAUUAAUAAUAAUAAAUACUUAGUACACUCUCCCUUUAUUUUAAUAAGCUUUUGACUUUCUCCUUUGCUUAAUAAUUAGAGAUGUUUUAAUUUCUUAUUAUAUUGAAUCAGUUGUAAUUAUAAUUGAUAUUAAUACUCAUCCUCAUAAAAUUUCAAAGAGUUUUUCAGCAGAAUUAUUGAAUUAUAUUAAAAGUUGUCAGCUUAACUUUUAUGGAAGAAUACAUAAAGUAUUUAUUUUACACGAGAUCAAUUAAGAAAUAUUUUAUCCUUUGUUAAAAAUAUUAAAGCCUGAGUUUGAAGAGAAAAUGAUAAUUUUAGAAAAGAUAAAUAUCAUUUAAUUAUAAAAAUAGAUAGAUCCAAAAUAUCUAGAAUAAAAAUUUCUAGGAUAUUCUCAAAAUUUAUAUAAUAAUUUUUGGUAAUUCAUUAAUUAAUUUUUAGGCCACCAAAAAAUCCAACAAAAAGAGUAGAAAAUAAUUUCUUAUAAAUUUAAAUUGAUGAUAAUCAAUCUAAAUCUAAUCAUAUUUUAUCUAUAUAUAAAAAUGAGAGCAUUUAAAGCAGUUAAUUUACACUGUAAGUUUAAAAUGAAGAAAAUGAAAUUAUCUUUUCUGAAAUUCAUCAAAUUUUAAAUGAUGAGUCAUUUCAAGGUUUUCCUGAAUAUGUAAGUAUAUGUAUAAAUUAGUGUCCUGAUUCAAUUUUAUUUGCUGAAAAUUCAGUAUAAAUUUCAAUGGAGUGUGUUUUGUAAGAGCUUACUAAUUCACAAUUUUCAGAAGUAAAAGGAUUUAAUAAUAUUUAAAAUGAUUAUGAUAGCUAAAGGUAUAUAGAAUAACAUGUAAAUACAGAAUAAUAAACUUGUAAAGUAAAUAUUAAACCUAGUUGUAAUUGUUUAAUAAUGUGA
Paramecium pentaurelia is the source of this 1391-nucleotide messenger RNA. The record is from the annotation of a GenBank genome assembly. NCBI's taxonomy places the organism in Eukaryota, Ciliophora, Oligohymenophorea, Peniculida, Parameciidae.